This is a messenger RNA of Dermacentor andersoni, 465 nucleotides long. Lineage: Eukaryota; Metazoa; Arthropoda; Arachnida; Ixodida; Ixodidae. The record is from RefSeq and is a predicted model, not a curated record.
CUUGCAAGCAGUCACAUGGAGCCAACCGAGCCAACUGUAGCACUGGCUGCAGUCAUCAUCUGCAAGGACGAGUCGCAUCGUGAGGUCGUCGGUGUACAGGCUGAACUUCUCUGCUUCUACACGCGCCAAUCCCAGAACUUUUUCACGAUGGCCGGUGGUUUUGCGACCACACUGUACAACGGUGUCUUCAAGAGAUCCUCGACAUUUGCGUUAGCCGCAAUUGUGGGCGCAUUUUUCGUGGAGCGCAUCACGGACAUCACAGCGAACACGAUCUUCGAGUCGGUGAAUAAAGGGAAGCUGUGGAAAGAUAUCAAGGGCCAGUACGAGUAGAAGCUGCAUCGGUCGGCGUAGUACUUGGAAGACCCUGGAAUGGCCUCUCCACCAUUGAAAAGCGGAUUGUAGGCCACCCAAUUCGAACACUCACCUGUUUAAUAAGUAAAGAUGUGAUAUUCACAUUUAAGCUUG